Clunio marinus is the source of this 609-nucleotide messenger RNA. Lineage: Eukaryota; Metazoa; Arthropoda; Insecta; Diptera; Chironomidae. The record is from the annotation of a GenBank genome assembly.
AUGGUCCUAAACUUUUCUGGGAGUAACGUGAUUUUAUGCAUAUUUUGUAAGGGCUUAAUCCUAAACUCGUCUGAGUUUAGGCAGCUUAAGAAAAAGUCUAGUCAGACUUUAGUGAAGGUGAAAAGCCGCGUCAGGCAGUUUAAGAAAAAGUCUCCUGGAAGACUUCCUGAAUGGCUUGGUAAUCUUCCAGAUGAAGAAAGAAGAUUAAUGGUGGAAGGUGAUCAACAGGUUCUGCAAAUGCCUGACGUUUCAACAACGGUAUUAAACGAUCAACUAGCAUCAUUAGGGCUCCUAAACCAUGAAGAAUCUCAGCAAAUUCCACCCAUAGCUGAAAUACCUAUCCAGCUUCAAAACCAAGGCGCGAGUGUAACACAACAACCUUACUUGCACAGGACGGUGCAAGUGAACAACCAGCCCAUAACAGUCAACCAUCACUAUCACUUCGUACCGACGGAGAUAUUUUUGCAACAACAACUGUUACAAGAUAUUCAGCGAACAAUGACAUCCAUAUUUCCACUGUACCACUUGAACGUGCGGAUCAACUGGGAUUUCAUACAAAUUAUUGAUGCCCAAGCGAUCACCCUGAACCUCAACGACAACAAUGGUUGA